AUAAUAAUAAUUUUAUUUGUAUAGCACUUAGAGCUAGGAGCACAAAGUGCUUUCCAUAGACAGCAUAAAAAAGACCAUCACAAAUAUAAGAAGAAAAAACAAGAACAGCAAAAUACAACACACAAUUAAAAGACCAUAUAAAAUAUAUUUACAAAUAAAUCAUCCAAGAGAGAGAAGUAGAAAACAACUACUAAAAUGAAGUUAAAAACAGGUGGUGGCACAACAGAGCUGUAUUAUGUAAACAAAUAUAAGUAGUUGACAGGCAAAAAGGCAAGUCUGUAAAAUUGUAUCUUAAGACAGGAUUUAAAAGCAGAAACAGUGUCAGCAGAUCGAAUACUGACUGGAAGACUGUUCCAAAGCUGAGAAGCCAGUACAGAAAACUGUCGAUCACCCUUUGAUCUUAACCUGGACACCGGAACAGCUAGCAGGCCUAAACCAGCAGAUCUGAGAGGCCUUUGUGGACACUGACAGUGAAGAAGUUCAAGGAGCACAUAGCAUCAUCAGUGGAGAUCCCAAUAGACAAGCAGAGGCUCAUCUACCAGGGCAGAGUGCUGCAGGAUGACAGAACGCUGACUGAAUACAAUGUAGAUGGGAAGGUAAUCCACCUGGUGGAGCGUGCCCCACCUCAGGCCACCAUGUUCGGUUCUGGGGGUGUGGGUGUCUCCACCGGGAGGGCAGAGGGCGGAAGCAGCAGCAGCAGCCACACCUCCACCUCCUCCCAGGGUGCACCACAUGACCGCAACGGCAACAGCUACGUGAUGCUGGGGACCUUCAACCUGCCCGUCAGCAUCAUGGACCCCCAGCAGAUACAGAUGUCUGUCCAGCAGAUGAUGGCUGGAGUUGGUGAAGCUGGAAGGAAUGCCAGGGUCAGCUCCACCUCUGGGAACAAUGGCUCGGUGGACGAACAGAUCAACUUGGACCAGUCGGUGCAGAGUGAGGCCAGGAUGAGGCUACAGCUGGCUGAGAACCUGCUCAGAGACACUUGCUCUCUGAUCCACAGGCUGGAGGGAGUGUCCAGUGACAGUAGCUCCCAUUCACAGCCAGAGGUACCUCAGUCCUCUUCUUCCACGCUGCCAUCUUCCGCUUUUUUUAGAGGGGCUGUAGCAUCACAACCCAUGGACGCCAGCUCUCCUCUUCCUCCAUCCUCCUCCACCUCCACCCAGACUGAGGGACCAGCCAACACUGGGCCCAGUCACCCGAGUCCAGCAGAGUUUGUGGAGGUUCUCUCUGAGGUCAGGAGAGUGGAAGAGAGGUUACGUCCCUUCCUAGAGAGGACCCACUCAAUUCUCGGAGCAGCCACUUCAGCAGACUACAACAACAAUACCCAGGAAAGAGAGGAGGAUCAACGCAUUCUCACCCUGGUCGGAGAUGCUCUGCGUCUCCUUGGCAACACCUUAGUUGUCCUCGGUGACCUACGUUGUAACCUGGCGACCUCUCCUCCACGUCACCUGUAUGUGGUUCGCCCCAUGGUCCACUACACCCACCCUGUCCUGCUCCAGGCUGGUCUACCACACAUGCCCAUUCCAAUAAACUUAGGGACAACAGUGACCAUGACAUGUAAUGGAAGACAGGCUGCUGAAGGACAACGCCAGCCCUCUCAGGGCGUUGGCCAAUCAGAUCAGCAGGCUACAGGCCAGGCUCCACCUCUUCAGUCAAAUCGGACCACUCAUCAACAAGGACAGGGAGGACCCCGAGUGAUCCGGAUCAACCACCAGACCAUGGAGCCUGUAGUCAUGAUGCAGAUGAAUAUUGAUGGUGAGUCAGCUGCUGGGUCUCAGGUUCCAGGCCAGUCUAAUGCUGCAGGUCCUGGACAGCUUGGAGUGACACCUGUCCACUUCCCAGGACUGCCUCCUGAGUUCAUGCAGGGCAUUGUGCACCAGAUCUCCCACCAAGCCGCUGUCAUGGCCGCUGCAGCCUCAGCAACCUCAGCAGGCCACUCAGCACAGAUGGUGUCUGGCCCUGGCUCCACACCCAGCGCUGAGGGAACUGCUUCGCCACAGCCCCCCCACCCUACUCAGGCCAGGGUUGUCAUCACCAGACCAUCCUUUUGCCCCCGCAUCCCUCAGCCUGUGGGAACCAGGGGAACCACCAUCAACCUGAGGGCCACAGUACCCACAGCUAGCCAGCAGCCAGGACAGGGCACACCUCUGGCUCCCUCGUCCCUCACCCAGAUGAUCAGUGGUCUGGUUGGACAGCUCCUGAUACCAGUGCAGCCAGGUGAUCGCAUGUCCACAUCCUCUUCGAGCAGUUCUCAGUCCUCCUUUUCUACUUCUUCGUCUGAUUCCUCCACCACCUCUCCUCCCCCUCCUUCUGCCAACACGUCUGGACAGACAUCCACCCACACCACCAGCACUUCCACCAUGGGUCAGCCAGCAGAGGGCAGUCCUGAGGGAAAUCUGGUCCAGCUCCUGGGCUCACUGCUGGGAGGUGGCCCGGGGGGUCCUGCCUCUGGACCAGCUCCCUCCAUCACUGUGACACUGCCGGGGGUCUUCCAGGGCAUGUCAGACUUUGCACCACUACCUGCCAGUGGCCCUGGUGCCCCAGUGCCCCCUCAAUCCAUCGGUCCGGCUCCGCCUCAGGCCCACAGCAGUGCAGGUCGAGACUCUCUGAGCCCGGACCUGUUUACCGGCAUCGUGCAAGGAGUGCUGUCAACUAUGAUGAGCUCUCUGGGGGCACAGCAGGGAAACGGAGAGAGCAUUGCCCAGUUCAUCCAGAGACUGUCCCAGACCAGCAACCUGUUCACCCCUAGCUCUGGAGAUGCUGUGGGGUUCUUUGGUGACCUGCUGUCCCUGGUGUGUCAGAGCUUCUCCAUGGUGGACAUGGUGCUGUUGCUUCACGGGAACGCCCAGCCUCUGAGCCGCAUCCAGCCCCAGCUCACUGACUUCUUCACUGAACACUAUCUCCAGGGCAGAGAGCCCACUGAUGCUAACAUAGCUACAGCAGCUGAGGACCUCAUCCACAGACUGGAGGAGUACAUAGCUGAGAGCUUUGCCUCCGUGACAGUGCGAGAGGGAGUGGACAUCAUUCAGACCAACCUAUCUUUCCUCAGACAGCAGUUCACACAGAUGGCCUCUCAUAUCCUGCACUGCAACGAUCACACGUUUGGCCCCCGUCUUCUGUUGCUGUGCACUCAGGGCCUGUUUGAGUGUCUGGCUCUAAACCUGUACUGCCUCGGAGGAGAACAGAGAGCUCUGACUGCAGUCAUCAACCACCGCAUUAGGAGGAUGUCUGCAGAAGUCAAUCCCAGUCUGGUCAACUGGCUGACCAGUAUGAUGUCUAUGAGGCUGCAUGUCAUUCUGGAACACAACCCAGUUACUGAGGACCAAAUCCAGCAGUACGUCAUCUAUACACAGAUGGAGGAGAGAUUGUCUCCAGCUCCAGCAACCACAGCAGAGGAGGCCAUGGCUUCAUCAGGUGACAUUGGAGAGAGCACUUCCUCAUCAGAGGACACUCAGUGUCCUGCUGGGGCCCCAGCAGGACGGGAGGAGGCGGCCCCUGAGGUGGAGCAAUGGACAACAGCUGUUCCACCUGAAUGGGUUCCCAUCAUCAGACAUGACAUGCUGUCUCAGAGGAAGAUCAAAGCCCAGCCGCCGCUGUCUGACGCCUACCAGCAUGGGAUGCCUGCCAAGAGGAGGAAGACGACCCAGUGUGAAGGACCACACCUGUCCCUGUCAGACGCAGUGAGUCGCGCUGCUCGUGCUGCAGGAGUCCUGCCUGUCACCGCCCAUCACAGCCUGCAGGUGGAGCUGGAGAGGCCAGAGCUGCAGGAAGCAUACACCAAACAAGUGAAGAGUGACAUCAAAGAGCGAGUGAGAGACAAUCCAGACUACAACACCAAGAGAUUCCCUAACACACACCGAGCUUUCUCUAUAGAAGACUCCUAAUCAUACACAGGCCUGUGCACAGGAACAAGGCCAGGUCCACAACAGGAUCUGUACACACUACCUGCAGCAUGGAACUCUGGUUCAUGUAGUUUUUUAACACAGCGUUGUAAACAUGGCCUGAAAGGAUGAGAGCUACUGACUUCACUGAAUGUUCACUGUUAGGAAAAAAGAAUAGACAAUUUAAUUGUACUGUUUUGAGAAAAAGUUCUGAUAAAGUCGUAAUACUAUGAGAACAAAGUUGGAAUGUUUAAAAAAAAAAACAAUAUGAGAAAAGUUGUAAUGUUGCAAAGACAAACGUAAUAUGAGAAUAAAGUCAUAAAGUUGCAAAGAAAAAAGUUAAUGUGAGAAAAGUCGUAAUGUUGCGAAAAACAAGUGAUCCUGUGAGAACAAAGUUGUAAUGUUGCGCAGACAAAAGUCGGAAUAUUAUGAGAAUAAAGGAAUGAGAUAAACUUGAAAUUUUGAAAAAAGUCACAAUAUUUCAAGAAUAAAGUCAUAAUAUUAUGACAAAUAUUUAUUGUCUGUCGUAGUGAAGUAAUAGGGACACUUCAAAAAACACACUGUCAAAACUAAAGUGUUUUGCAAGGAAAAAUAGCUAUACAUACGUACAAUAUAUGAAACUGCUAAAAACAUGCACAUGCAAUGUAAUCUAUCCAGUGUAAUCAUGAAAUUUGGUGGUCUUUGCUACCUUUUUCUUGAAAUACUAUGACUGUAUUGUCAUAUUAUGACUUUUUCUCGUAAAAGUUUGACUUUCUCAUUUCAAGCUGACUUUUUUCUCAAAAUAUUAUGACUUUGUGCUCAAAAUGUUAGAUUUUUGGUUCCCAACAGUGGUCCUGAUACUCUGUCAUACUGAGCAGUUCUCUCCUAUGGUGCAGAUGUAGUUGCAUUAUAUAUCUGUAUAAGGCAAAACUGUAAAUGAGCGCAAAUUAUACAUAGUAAAAGGGCAGUGAUGUCAUAGAGCUUUGUCAGUGUCAAUCAGUUCAUGUUUGUAUUUUAGGGCAUUAUCUUUAUCAUUGACACUGGUGUCUGCUUAAACAGGAUACCUCAGUGAUGUGGUCUUUAACCAUGUGUUCAACUGCAGUAUAACAAUCUGCCACAGCCUGAUCAGGCCAUGGUGAUGGCAGAAGUGUGUGGUGUGGUCUGAAGCACAGCUGCAGUCAGUAGAGGUUUGUCAAACUGUGAAUGGUUACUCUGUGCUUGUUAACUUCACUGAAAUAAAUUAACCUAUAUUCAAUAUCAA
Molecule: messenger RNA, 5121 nt
Organism: Siniperca chuatsi (mandarin fish)
Lineage: Eukaryota; Metazoa; Chordata; Actinopteri; Centrarchiformes; Sinipercidae
Gene: bag6l
Product: BCL2 associated athanogene 6, like
Exons: 23
Coding region: 636-3884 (1082 amino acids)
Cellular component (GO): BAT3 complex
Molecular function (GO): misfolded protein binding; polyubiquitin modification-dependent protein binding
Source: RefSeq, a predicted model, not a curated record